Messenger RNA from Endocarpon pusillum Z07020, 1848 nucleotides. RefSeq lists its product as uncharacterized. Lineage: Eukaryota; Fungi; Ascomycota; Eurotiomycetes; Verrucariales; Verrucariaceae. Gene Ontology annotation, biological process: amino acid transmembrane transport. The transcript has 11 exons. The record is from RefSeq and is a predicted model, not a curated record. Gene Ontology annotation, cellular component: membrane. The coding region runs from base 1 to 1848 and encodes 615 amino acids. Gene Ontology annotation, molecular function: amino acid transmembrane transporter activity.
AUGUCUAUUGUAGAAAGCAAUUCAAAGGGUUUUAACAGUCCAUUCGAAGUGCGGUCGUACCAAGGUGGCAGUGAUCAUCAAAGCAUUGACAGCAGGAGCACCACCAAUCACAAUGGCACCAGGAGUCACCUCGCUCGUCGGCUCUUCGACAACGAUCGGCUCGACAGAAAGCUCAAACGGCAUCAUAUCACCUCAAUUGCAUUUAGCGGCACGAUUGGCAUAGGGCUUUUUGUCACUUCUGGACAGAUCAUAUCUAUAUCAGGGUCUGGAGGCUGUGUGAUCUCAUUCGUAGUUGCAGGGCUCAUUGUCAUCGCCGUUAUGCGUACAUUGGCCGAGAUGGUGUCUGUCAGACCACUAUCGGGCGCCUUGAUUGACUUUCCGCAUACCUUUGUGGACCCUGCUUUGGGCUUUGCCGUGGGAAUAAUGUACUGUCUUGCUCAAUGCCUAAGUAUGGCAGCACUCACAUCAGCUGCAGCUAGGAUUGCGGACAACUUUUUGCCGGAUGGUCGCACGCUAGCGAACGAGCAAAAGGCAGGAAUUAUCACGGGGUUGCUGAUCAUUACACUCCUGUCUAACGCCUGCGGCGUCCAGCUCUAUGGACGGUUGGAGCGUGUGGUCAAGUGGUUGAAAUACUUCAUUAUCAUUGGGGUAUGUGUACUAAUGAUCAUUAUUAAUGUUGGUGUUGGUGGUAAAUCUUUUGGGACAACGAAUUACACCCAGCAUGCGAUGGCGCCUUCCCUUCGGUGGGCUGGCUUCAACAGUACAGCAGAUGCAGAAGAGAAGAGCAGCGAGUUUGGGAUCCAGGGCCACACAGGUAGAUUCCUUGGAGUCUGGACAUCUACCACCCUUGCGAUUUUCGCCUGUAUGGGUGGGGAUUUGGUCAUUGUUACUGCCGGUGAAGCCGAAGCUCCCCGACGUGACCUCGCCCCUUCAGCUCGAUUCAUGUACCUUGUUCCUAUUAGUUGUUAUAUUUUCGGAUCAUUCCUGGUGGGUUUCAAUAUAAACUUCAUGGACGCGAAGUUAUUCCAUCCAUUCGCCUCGUGGAACUACACAACUUCGCAUUCGCCAUUUAUCAUUGCGGUCGGCUAUACCUCGAUCAGAGUUCUUCCUGCUCUGUUAAAGGCUUGCUUCCUCUUCUCAGCAUAUACAGCUGCGAACACUGGUCUUUUUGCGUCAAGCCGUACUCUUUUUGCAAUUGCUCAAUUGUAUGGUAACGACUUUAUCAAGCGCACCAUAGGGACGACCAAUUCUGGACAUACCCCGAUAGCUGCAAUUAUAUGCUGCUCAAGUUUCGGUCUCCUUGCAUUUCUCGGUCUUGCAGAUGGAACUUACAACCAGCCUAUUCUCUCACUUUCUUCGUUCUUCGUAAGCACUUUGGCUUGUGUCUACAUAAGCGAAUGCAUUGCAUUUCUUCGAUUCAAAAAAGGUCUCACGACGUUAGAUGAGAAAGACGUCUUCUCCCGUGACGAAGAGCUCUACCGCAAGAGACAUUACCGAGCUCACUGGCAACCUCUUUGUGCAAUUUUUGGCCUAGCAGGUUGUUUGCUGGUAGUCAUGUUCAGUGGAUGGCCAGCAAUAUAUCUUCUCAAGAACUAUGAUGCAGUGAAACCGGAUCAAUCCAUUAAGCCUCAGCUCAUGCUAAUAGGUGAUUUGCUUGGAGCUUAUCUUGGGCCCCUCCUCUUCCUCUCACUUUUUAUCAUCUACAAAUUCGUAUAUGGAACAGAGUUCCGCUCACUUAGCGAUUUUGAAGAUGCCUACUUCCUGCCGAAUUUCGAUCAGGAACCUCUGGCAAAGCGGCCACAUGGGUUCAAAGCAUGGAUCAAAGAGAUUUGGAGCUUUGUAAAAUGA